This is a messenger RNA of Phyllotreta striolata, 1845 nucleotides long. The record is from the annotation of a GenBank genome assembly. NCBI's taxonomy places the organism in Eukaryota, Metazoa, Arthropoda, Insecta, Coleoptera, Chrysomelidae.
AGAAUAUUGGUAGAAGUUUUCCGCAAUACAAGGCAAGCGAUGUCUCCGUUUUCAACUAUUUAUGUAUAAUUAAACGUGCUGUUUCAUGCGUGAUAGGAUUUAAAAAACCUCGAAUCUACAUUGUUGUCAAUUUCAUUCGCCGAACGGAAGCGAAAGUACAGGUCCAGUUCAGUUUGUACAACGUUUUGUUUAACAACGAUAUUUCUCUUCCAAAUAAAUUUUAUUCAGCAACACAAAUACACAAUGAAUGAUCAAUCGCCUGUAUCAGUGGGCCAGUUGUUGUUCGAUUCGUUGACAAAAUACGGAGAUAAAACAUUAUUGUUUAUAGCCGACACCGGCGAGCGAGUGACCCAUUCGGAACUGUUGACAUGGAGCGUCCGGGCGGCGCUGAGGUUGCGAGAGGACGGCGUGCGUCGCGGCGACAUCGUCAGCACUUGCACCGACAACCACAAAUACAGUUGGAUACCGUUCCUGGCGACGCAAUUUUUGGGCGGCAUCUCUGCCAAUUUCAACUCGAUGUUGCCCCCGGAGGAGGCCGUCCUGCUGAUGCGGUCGAUCCGGCCCAAAGUACUCUUCGUGUCCAAAGAUGAUCGGGAGUACGUGGAGAGGUGCUUGAAGGAAGCUGGAGUCGAUGCGAAAUUGGUGGUUUUCGGGUCUUCGUUUUCGGAUUAUAUCGCUCAACGCGACGAUGAAAGCGACUUCAAACCCGCGACAAUCGAUUCUGUAACCGAAACUGCCGUCGUUAUUUUCAGUAGCGGUACUACCGGUUUGCCUAAAGGCGUUUGCCUCAGUCACAACUCUUGGUACAAGAUAGCCCAACCGAUAUCGAUAAGAUAUACCAUCAAUGAUGAUGAUGCAUACGUAUUUUUAUUUUGCAGCACAUUAUAUUGGAUCACAGGCAUUUUCAACAUAGUCAGGUCUAUCUACACUGGAAAUGUUUGUGUGGUAUGCCGAAAAUUCGACACAGUGGAAUGUUGGAAAUAUAUAGAAAAAUACAAGGUAACGGUAAUGUUCAUCGGAACUUUCAGUAUAAUGGAUUUCGUUAAAAGCAAGCCGGAAAACAUCGACGCUAGCAGCCUGAAACUUUGUUAUACAGGCGGUUCGCCAGUAACCGUAAAUAUGAUGAAGUCUCUUUGCGAGGCUUUACCCCACACGAAAAUCUUGCUUUUAUACGGCAUGACCGAAACGACGGGAGGUUUUAUGUCGUUCGACCCAACAGAUGACCGGCAAUAUGAAAUGCAGCUCGCCAAGCCUUUGUCCUCCGGUCUGAUGCCCGAAGGAGUCGAAUGGAAGGUUGUAGAUGUUAACACAAACAAAAUCUUGGGUCCUAAUGAAAAUGGCGAACUAAGGGUGAAAAUGGAAAUCUUAAUGAACGGAUAUUUCGGAGUGGAUUCCUCCGAAGUCUUCGACUCUGACGGUUACUUCAAGACCGGAGAUAUCUGUAACUAUGACGAAGACAAGUGCUUCUUCAUCGUAGACAGAAUCAAGGAAAUGAUAAAAUACAGAGGUUGGCAAAUAUCGCCCGCUUUUAUAGUGGACGUGCUGCUACAGCAUCCGGCGGUUAGCGAGGCCGCUGUGAUCGGUAUACCGCACGAGAUCGACGUCGACCACCCAAUGGGAAUCGUGGUGGUAGAUAAAAAAACGACCGAAAAAGAAAUAGCCGAUUUCGUAAACAGCAGAGUUACCGACGUGCAAAAAUUGCGAGCCGGCGUCAGAAUCGUCGAGAAAAUCCCCAAAACGGUCAGCGGGAAGGUCAAAAAGAGCGCCCUAAUCGAGUUAGUCAAAGAUAUAGUAUAAACAAUGUAUUCUUUUGCUUUUUAAUAAAAUGGAGGUUAUAUAGGAGAA